Messenger RNA from Rangifer tarandus platyrhynchus (Svalbard reindeer), 846 nucleotides. The record is from the annotation of a GenBank genome assembly. NCBI's taxonomy places the organism in Eukaryota, Metazoa, Chordata, Mammalia, Artiodactyla, Cervidae.
AUGAGACCAAGUUCCCAUGAGCAGCUCACAGAAAGUGGAAGAAGUGGCGGUGUGGCAGAGGUUCCGGGGCGCUGCGUGAGUGGCUGGGUACAGAGCCAGCCAGGGCAGAGGCACAGCCAGGACCCAGCUUCUGCCCCGGUUCAUCUUCCUGACCUCAUCCCCAAGUUCAGCCCCCUCCACGUGCCUCAAUUCUUGGCCUUGGAGCCGGCCUCCAGGGUUAGUGUUUCGUGGGUGCAGCGUUUCAGAGCUGGAGAAGAUGAACAGGCUCUGGAGAUUGUAGUGCUGAUGGCUGUACAACAUGCGAUCUCCCGGAUCCAGGGCUUGAACCCGAGCCUCCUGUGUCUCCUGCACUGCCAGCAGACGCUUUCCCAGCGAGCCAGCGGGGGAGCCCAAGGGAAAAUGAACGACCCUGGGACCCGCUGUAGCACCGAGGCUUUGUCAGGGGGCCCCGGGACGGGGCUGCAGGUGGGGGAGGCCCACACGACAUGUGGGCAAGGCUCAGAAGGGGAAGACGACGAGGGACCCCCGGGAAGAAGAGGGCCUCGGUGUCUGGGUGAUGGCACCCAGCUGCACAGGUCAGUACCUUCCCCGGAGGGCUCAUCACCACCCAGUCAACACAGCCUCAAGAAGCAAACACGGUCAGCUUUCCUAGCCCCACUCCUGGCGCCAGAGAAAGAGGCAGGCUGGCCGCCGGAACAGGGCGCUCGGGAUAUUUCUGAAGAGCGGAAGGGACCACCGGAAGGGACCACCGGAAGACGCCCUACACGUGGGCGGGUCUGCUUCCGGGGCAGGGACAGCAGGUCCCACCGCGACCCGCACAGCCGGAGAGUGCGGAGUCCGCCAUGA